GUCCUCACAUUCAGAUGGGUCUGGAUGGGGUUGAAAUUUUCACGAACUCGUCUGCCAGCCACCACGAGCUCCGCAAAGCUGACCAGAGAGUCCGCCUGGUCAAAUCAGCCACCACACAGAGCGGAGGGAUCUACCUGUACGCCAACCAGAGGGGCUGCGAUGGCGACCGGGUCUACUACGACGGCUGCGCCAUGGUGGCCAUCAACGGAGACAUCGUGGCGCAGGGAGCACAGUUCUCGCUCAAUGAUGUG
Plectropomus leopardus (leopard coralgrouper) is the source of this 251-nucleotide messenger RNA. NCBI's taxonomy places the organism in Eukaryota, Metazoa, Chordata, Actinopteri, Perciformes, Serranidae. The record is from RefSeq and is a predicted model, not a curated record.